Messenger RNA from Colletotrichum fioriniae, 282 nucleotides. It is a transcript of the gene GNG1, whose product is annotated as Guanine nucleotide-binding protein subunit gamma. NCBI's taxonomy places the organism in Eukaryota, Fungi, Ascomycota, Sordariomycetes, Glomerellales, Glomerellaceae. Gene Ontology annotation, molecular function: G-protein beta-subunit binding. Gene Ontology annotation, biological process: G protein-coupled receptor signaling pathway. Gene Ontology annotation, cellular component: heterotrimeric G-protein complex. The record is from RefSeq and is a predicted model, not a curated record.
AUGCCUCAAUACACCUCCCGCGAUGUCGGCGACCCAUCGCAGAUCAAGAAGAACAAGCAGUCGAUGGCCGAUCUCAAGCUGAGACGAUUGACGGAACUCAACAACCGCCUGCGCGAGGAUCUUGAAAGGGAACGGAUUCCGGUCAGCAAUGCUUCUAAGAGCAUCAUUGCCUACUGCAACAGCACGAGGGACUACAUGGUUCCAUCGGUUUGGGGCGCUGUCCCCCGCGGCGAAGACCCUUACGCACCACAACAAAGCGGCGGAUGCUGCUUGGUGAUGUAG